GAGAUCCUUCCCAGAAGUCUGACUCCCUCCUGCCCUGGAGGGUUCCUGUGUGCUACGGUGUAUGUGGUGAUGAGGGGGGAGUGAAUUGGAGGAGGUGGGUGAGGAAGAUAAGGCAAAGCUGGCAAGCUCACGUGUGUCAGAGAGGAACUGUGUGUGAGAGCACAUGCCUAAGUGCUAGGCCGUACUCCAACAUAAGCCACCAACAAGUGUGACUAUGUGUGAAGAAAUGAUCAGUGUCGCUCACCAGGAGCUCUGUGUGAAGGAGAGACUGUGAGUGAGGCAAUGUUCCCUCCAUGUUCCUCUCCAUGUGUCCAUGCCUGGGGAAGUGUGAGUGCCACUGUGGAUUAAUUCAGUCCCUGCCAGGUGUGAGAUUUAGGAGCCUGGCAUGUCAUAGUCCAGUGGGGAGACCUGUUUUGGUGGUGUGGUCAGCAAGAGACACAUGGGCUCCGUAUGGAGGUGUGCCAGCCAGCCCUCGGUGUAGUGUCUGUGUCUCGGGGUGGUGGAGAACGGUGUGAGGCAAGUGUGUAGAAGUGUGAGGGUGCAGAUGUGAAUAGGAGAGUUGGAGCCCUGAGAAAGGCGUGAUGGAGGGCACCUGGAGCACUUAGGUGGUUGGGCAAUUGCCUGAUGCCUCUGGGACAGAGCCCUAGGCUUUCCUGCGUCUAGGCUAAGUUUUUGUAUCACUCUAAGCCUUCCUCUGACAUUCCUGCCAGCUUUGAGGAGGAAGGGGCCUAGCCCAGGAGGAUCCCUCCCAGAGGAGGGAAAGAUUCCUGAGACCUCCCCCACUCUCCCACCUCCUCACAUACCACUGGUGUCCUUACCCCUCCCUGGAAGGGAAGGGUGAUGCCCAUUCUGAAGUAGGACAAACUGAGAAUUCAUAGCUGGUUUGGGAGAGAAUGCUGGGUGUGGGUUUUUAGUAAUUCCUCUGGCCAAAGUCCUGGCUAGAAGUUUCUGGAGUACCUACAUUAGCUUAUCUGGCUGGUCUAAGGUGGCCAGUCUGGGUCCUUACUUGGCUUUCUCAAUUCCAGUGGGUCCAGCUCCUCUAGGCAUUGACCUGUGGCCUGGACCCACCCUCCACCCCAUGCCCAAUGUAGCGGGGGCGGGCAGAGGGCGGGGCUGCUGCAAGAUCUAGUCAGACAGGUGGAGCCGCCAGGGCAGGAGUCUCCAAGAGCCAGGCUCCCGGAGUGGAGAGAGAGGAGAGCUUGCCGCUGAGAAGAGGGGAGGAGAGAGACGAGAGUCCUUAGCCAGGAUGGAGGCUGUCGUGAACUUGUAUCAGGAAUUGAUGAAGCAUGCAGAUCCCCGGAUGCAGAACUACCCUCUGAUGGGGUCCCCCUUGCUAAUAACAUCCAUCCUUUUGACCUAUGUGUACUUCGUCCUCUCACUUGGGCCUCGAAUCAUGGCUAAUCGGAAGCCCUUCCAACUUCGUGGCUUCAUGAUUGUCUACAAUUUUGCACUGGUGAUACUCUCCCUCUACAUUGUCUAUGAGUUCCUAAUGUCUGGUUGGCUCAGUACCUACACCUGGCGCUGUGACCCUGUAGACUUUUCCAAUAGCCCCGAGGCACUUCGGAUGGUUCGAGUGGCCUGGCUCUUCAUGUUUUCCAAGGUUAUUGAGCUGAUGGAUACAGUGAUAUUUAUUCUCCGCAAGAAAGAUGGGCAGGUGACCUUCCUACAUGUCUUCCAUCACUCCGUGCUUCCCUGGAGCUGGUGGUGGGGGAUAAAGAUUGCUCCAGGAGGAAUGGGCUCUUUCCAUGCCAUGAUAAAUUCCUCUGUACAUGUUGUCAUGUACCUGUACUACGGAUUGUCUGCCCUUGGCCCCGUGGCUCAGCCCUACCUUUGGUGGAAAAAACACAUGACAGCCAUUCAGCUGAUCCAGUUUGUCCUCGUCUCACUGCACAUCAGCCAGUACUACUUCAUGCCCAGCUGCAACUACCAGUACCCUCUCAUUAUCCACCUCAUCUGGAUGUAUGGCACCAUCUUCUUCGUGCUCUUCUCCAAUUUCUGGUAUCACUCUUACACUAAGGGAAAGCGGCUGCCCCGUACAGUUCAGCAAAAUGGAACUCCAGCUAUCACCAAGGUCAAGGCCAACUGAGAAGCAUGGCCUAGAUAUUGCCCACCUAAGUGCCUCAGGACUGCACCUUGGGCAGCAUCCAGUGUCCUCUCCACCUACACCUAUGACCAGGGCUCAUGUGGUCAGGACUGAGGAGGAGGACUGGUUCUCCCCUCCCCACAGCUGGUCUACAGGGACCACUGUUCCCAUCCCUUCUCCCAGCCAGCUCCAGGGAUGUGGCCUCACUGCUGUCUGCCACCAGAACUGGAGGCUGAAAGGGCUGGACACUUACUUCCCCCCUCCCUGCCUUAAACUUGGGAGAGGAACACUCAGGGCUGGCCCCCACCAGGGUCUUGUGGCCUUUCUCCUCACACUGAAGAGGUCAGCAAUAAUCUGUCACAAUGGACUCAGGCUCCCUUUCUCACUCCACAUUGAAGCAUGAGCUUCUGGGCCAAAGGUCAGGAUGGGCAGCAGGCCUGGCAAUACAGGCUGUGUACUCGUUUGUGUCUUAAUUAAAGUGACAGAGGAAACCACUGA
Molecule: messenger RNA, 2581 nt
Organism: Peromyscus leucopus (white-footed mouse)
Lineage: Eukaryota; Metazoa; Chordata; Mammalia; Rodentia; Cricetidae
Gene: Elovl1
Product: ELOVL fatty acid elongase 1
Exons: 8
Coding region: 1247-2086 (279 amino acids)
Biological process (GO): fatty acid elongation, saturated fatty acid; fatty acid elongation, monounsaturated fatty acid; fatty acid elongation, polyunsaturated fatty acid
Cellular component (GO): endoplasmic reticulum membrane; endoplasmic reticulum
Molecular function (GO): fatty acid elongase activity
Source: RefSeq, a predicted model, not a curated record